Rangifer tarandus platyrhynchus (Svalbard reindeer) is the source of this 318-nucleotide messenger RNA. The record is from the annotation of a GenBank genome assembly. Lineage: Eukaryota; Metazoa; Chordata; Mammalia; Artiodactyla; Cervidae.
AUGUCAGCCACAGAAGGCACUCCUUUGCUGCAGACGGGCAGAGGGCGGGGGCUCCUCUGCUUAGCCCCACCCAUCAGCCCUGCCACGUUCUCUGCUAGGGAGCUCCAGCCUCACUGUCACCUCUCAUCCCUGCCCCCUCACAGCUUUCCUCCCUCCAUGGCCUCUGUCUUUCCUUCACUCCUUAGUCUCAUCCUGAUUUCUUACUUUCUGUUUGAGAAGUCUGAUUCUGAACCCCAUGUGUUAAUAAGACCACUAACUGGUAAGACUGUAUGUAACACUCGGAUUUGUUAUCAUUGGGACAGCACAGAUCAUUUGUGA